Molecule: messenger RNA, 4902 nt
Organism: Plasmopara halstedii
Lineage: Eukaryota; Oomycota; Peronosporomycetes; Peronosporales; Peronosporaceae
Product: Acyl-CoA-binding protein
Exons: 1
Coding region: 1-4902 (1633 amino acids)
Molecular function (GO): fatty-acyl-CoA binding; protein binding
Source: RefSeq, a predicted model, not a curated record
AUGCGUUCAAACUUUUCCAAGCGCAUUGAAGAGUCCCAAUCACGAAAGCGCAAGCAAGAGGAAAAACAGGUUGAUGAGGAUGAAGUGCCAGUGGUUUUCAAAGACGAUCAAAGUCUUGUUCAACUCCACGCCGAGACGACGGAACUUUUAAAACUCGUCAAGACUACACCAAAAAGGACCGAGAAACUCGUACAAAGUGCUGGCACUGUGGGACGAGAGACUUUACUGAAUAAGGCUGAGGAGGUCGAAAUGAGACGUUUGAUUGACGUAGGACCCGAUCAAGAUCAAGCAGUCAAUAUUGUAGAACCUAGUGCCCCAUUCUCGUUUAGUGCUGAAGAAACUCGAGUCCGUCAAGGUAAAGAUACGUUUUACCCAGACAUGCGACCAUCAAGAUACAGCGUUGAAUGGCAGAAAAGCAAGUACGAAAGGGAACGAAAUCGACAAGAAGAGAUCAAGUUACACGAACGUUUAAAACUUGAUCAACAAAUGAGAAAUAGACAACAAAAACGCGGCAUUGUGAAUCGACUUGACAAAAGCGCAACGCUGAUUCAAGCAACUUUUCGAGGAUUUUGGUCUCGUCAGCUGUGGAACAAGCGACAACACGAUGCUGAAGCUGCAAAAAAAAACAAUGAAGUCAAAACUAUUGCAGACCAGUGGCAUGAAGUUCGCGAUAUUGAGCAUAAUGAGGUCUGGUACUAUAACGCAACUACCGGAAUAAGUCAGUGGGAACCUCCUACCGGAUCAACGUCAAAUUCUGCUUUCAAAGUAUCUGCUUCGCUUCCCGUGUUGCACAAGAAAAGUAGUACAAACAAUGUAGUGCAAACUAAUCAGCAACGGCCAGUGCUUGGAACUAAAGAAUCGGACACGCUCCCAUCUCUUUCUCCGUCUUGUUCGUCUGCUCGCUCUACAGCUAGUGAUCAGGAACAGCAGUAUCAACUUUCCGGAUCCCAUUCGUCAAAAUAUGGUCAAAUCCUGACCAAUAUGCCGCAAAAUCUACCUGUUUUGAAGCCAGAAGGUAUGCCAUUGUAUUUAAAUGCAUGGGACUGCACCUCAGUGCUGUCAUCUGAGCGCAGUGCUUGGAGCGAGCAGCAACAAGAUGAUAAUCGAGAGUCGAGAAAUGAGGAGAAGGAGCUACUGUAUUGUCGAGAACGAGCCCAUUUUUCUCAAUCAAAUGAAGAACGAGAUGAUGAAGGCGAUGAUAUGAACAGCGACUGGCAGAUGACCGAUACAUUCUUUCGUGCGGAUGGGAGCAAAAAUAGCAAUCUACGUGACACAAUUCGGAAAGCACUGCACGUGUCUAAAUUCGACUCGAUUUCAUCGCUUCUAGCUUCAAAAGUUGCAUUACGUCGCAAAGCUAUAACAAAACAGUCACGACAUCGAAAUGCCUCGCUAGGUACCCGACGGGAAAUUGUUCUUGGGAAACGUGAACAACCAGUGUUUGUUGCUGUUUUGGCUCGUCCAGAGGGUAAUCAGUUUUAUUCUGAAUCUACACAAACCUUACGAAAAAAAGCGAGCAAAGUGCCACAUAUUCGCGAUCUGGCCGAUCCUGGUUUUUACGACCAAAGAGUCCGGCAAAGUCGGGUAAGAGAAAACUCUACACAGCAAGAUGAUGAUAUUGAAGUCACAAAAGCACGACAAGAAGCUGUACGAAUUUGUUUCAAUUGCUGGUGCGCUAGCAAGGGACAGCUCUGUGACUUGCAUCAAGACCCGAACGAAGCAAUACGAAAGGUGCGCAGUGCAGACAGUGCGCUUAUGUGUGGUAAUUGGGAACUGGAUCAAUUGCGACGCAAAUACCGAGCAGAAGAGAUCCAAGAAGUGUUUCGGAAACGACAGUCAUGUUUGCGGUAUGAUCAUAAAUCAAAGCAGUUCAUUACAGUCACUGAGUGUCGUCAUCCGAUUUACCGUACAAUUGAACAACUCAGUACGAAGUGGAACAAAACGAUGCGUCGAAAGUUGCACACACGCGCUUGGUUUCGAUCAUUUAUCGAACAGAUUCGAAUCAAUCAUUUACCAAAAGCAUUGCAAAGUGAUCAAUCGAAAUCUCAAUCUCACUCAUUUUUGAUUUUAAAAAACACACUUGAAAAUGCACGAUGGGUUUCCAAGUAUUCCGAAAGCGUAAGGGACUUUCAUCCCAAAGCGCCCAUAACUGAAAAGAAUUACGGAGAAUCUCACUCGCCUCCUAAACGGGAUGUCAUCAUGAUUGAUCCAGCCCGUCCGGAAAUCUCUAACUGGAUUCUUGUCACCGAGUAUCUAAAACCAACUGCACUAUACAAACCUCGCGUAUAUGAAGUACCACCUCCACGCUGUGUGCCCAUGCCCAUAGCAUCUUUUGUGAAUCGUGUUUCCCUUCCUGCCCAUAAUAUCCACAUUGAGGCUGGCCGUAAAGCUAGUUGGCUAGAAAGAGUAUCGGGUAGUUUGGCAAUAGCUGCUGUGCGCAACGCUUUGUUACAUCUUGAAAUGAGUUGUCCACUGCCUGGUUCUACGAACGUAAAGCGCUCAAAAUGCGUUCAACCAUGUGUGAUGCUCUUUGCCACCUUUUCACGCAAACCUUGUCGGGGGAAUAUGGAUAUUGGAGGCUUAUCAGCUCAACUCUUGAUCCACAUGCUCGUCACCACGUACAUUCCAGCACAAUUUGGCAAUCUGAUUGUGUUUGAUAGACAUGCCGUCUUGCCAUUACCAUCAAGCAAUGAAAAUGCCGCGUUCGCAUGUCUUGAUGUCGACUUGAUUACACCAGUAUACGUGGAACGCCCACUUGAACACGCUUUGAAUCAUCGAAGACCUCCAUGUAUCGUUUUAACAAGUAACGAAUUGUGUUCUGCAACACGUCAAUUUCCAUUAAACCGUCCUGAACAAACGGGAGAAGAAGAAAGUCAUGGAUUUCGAACGUUCUGGCUUUCAGAUCCUUUACCUGUUAGUGAUAUUGUAUCCAGUGCUUAUGUUGUACCUACAAAUGCGAUUUUAUCACCGAAUCUCGCAUCUUUGAAUCCAACGUUUACAACCCACGUGGAUCGAAAGUAUCAGUUCUGUGUCCCUACUACGCGUGCGAAUACGCCAGUUGAGUUUCUUCAUUUACUAUGGAUCGGUCGGUCUAGUCGAAAUCAGCCACAAACAUUCACAACAUUAAGCCGACAACAACCAGGUGAGUUCAUGAUCAAGGCGAAUUCAAAUGGUGCACUUGGGCCAUGUGCGACUGUUGUAUAUCGUAGUUGGGCAUAUUUGCAAGAUUCUCCGUUCGAUGAAUUUGUCACAGAAGACGGCAUUGCCUAUUGGUACGAUCGGAAAACGGGUGAUACAUUCUGGACACGUCCUAUACUACCAGCUGAAAAAUUUCGCGGUAAAGACGGCGAUAUUGACGGUGUCGUGACAACUGGAGAAGGGGAAGUAGCCACACCUGGCACUGGACUUGUUACACCACAGUACUCACAAGAGAAUUUACGAAAAUACAUUACGCAAAAAAUGGAGGCUCCAGAAGAAAUGAUGCGACGUGUGAAAUCGGUGUCAGCUAGUGCGAAAAAGCACGAGAUUGUCGUGGACAUAAUGCCUGCUGAGGCAUCAAGUGUUGUUAAAAAGGGUGAGCUUCAACGUAUCCAAGUACCACAACUUUCAAUCAAACGAGAUAGUACUCGAGCAAGAUCUGUGAAUCGUUUGACAAAAUCACAAGGUCGAAUUGCUGGAGAUUGUAGUGCUGAAACAAAAAUUGCCGAGGAAACUGCAAUGCCGUCACUGGAUGAGAAUACAAAGCAAAUGAUUGACAGUAUCACUCAAGCCUUGGAAUCAGCAUUUCCGGCGUUGAAUCAAGGAUUGGGAGCUACGAAGGGAGCGAAUGUUGACAUGCUGCAACUUGGGAUUGGUCUUGGAAUGGGCCUCGGUAUGCGAGUUCAGCAACAAAACAUAUCUCCGUCAAAGUUGAGUGCUGCACCUCGGCAACCUAGCCUCGUAUUAAACCAAGCGGACGAAGACGAGCAAAUUGAAGAUUCUGAAAGGUCUGAGACGAUCUCGGAAGUGUCGUCAAGAAGUGCAUGUUCAAUAGCAUCAAUUGAUAUUUCUCCGACACCGGAUCUUAUCGAAGUAAGUGAAGGACCUCACGUUGGAAAAAAGACACCAGGAUACAUCACCCACGCUAUGCCAGAAGUUAAGACAUUGCAAGCCCGGAAGCCUGUAGAUGAGCGGGAUAAAAACACAUUAGCUGUCGAUCGUAUUAAUGGCACUUGUGAUCAACGCCUUUCUAAUAACUUUAUGGCAGCUGUUAGCAGUACCAAAACGUGUCGAAUGUACGCCAAUUACUUACCGAUUAGCAAGAAUAUAAAUCAACCAAAAAGUGUCGGCAGCGUGCGACCUCGUAAAGCCUUAGACGAUUGGCUUCCAGUUGAAUAUUCUCCGUGGAGUGCAGGUCGAUCGUUAUUUGGGACUCAAUUUAUUGACGAUCUUAUCUUUCGUCCAGAACUUGUCAGUGAACCUGAGAUGAUGAAACCUGUAACGACAAAGGUUACAGUACAACAGGCCAAAAAGACUGACGUUGUUUCGCAAGCUGCUAAGGAAAAAGAGCAACUUGAUACUUUGUUCAGUCUUUGUCGGCACGGCAAAUACGACGAAAUUGAGUUGCUGUUGAAUAGUCCCGACUGGUCAUCUGGCAUUGAUGUCACGGAUGUUAAUGGCAACACUUUACUUUCAAUAGCUUGCCAGAACAACAAUAAGCGAAUUGCAAAGCUCUGUCUGCGUCGUGGAGCUGAUAUUAACACACAGAACCUUAAUGGUCAAUCCUUACUCCAUUAUUGUCACGAAUAUGGCUUUCACGAUCUCAUGGAAUAUCUCCUGGACAAGGGUGCACGAGACGAUUUGCUGAACAAGGAAGGCUUGACGUGUUAUGAAGGGCUUAGCCAGGAAGCUGUUGAUGCGAUUUAA